AUGCAGGAUCGAUGCCAUCAAAGUUUGUCUCUGCACGUGCAGCGCUGCUUGCUGAAGCACUGUCCAAGCAUGGCGUUAGGCCGUCUUCCACUGGUGCGGCGAUGCGGUUUUGCGCCACACUGCUGCAGUUUUGUUUCCCUCCGGCACUGCUACACAACUCCCGUCACUGCUGCGACAGGCAGCAGGGGUGAAAGCAAAAGUGCUUGCCAUGCGGCUGAGAGUGGCGUGCCCAAAACUCCAUCGAUCAUUUUCUUUGGUGGGGACAUUGUUUCGCUUGUCGCACUCAAAAUGCUGCGUGAGCAGCUGGAAUGCAUUUGGGCAGCAGAAGCCACUACCACCCCCAAUGUGGGAUCAAGUCCUGCCGGCAAACCAUGCCUGACGAAGACUGCCGAGGGAAAACAGCAGUUGGUUGUGGUGUGUCCUUUUUUGCCUGCUGAUCCCAGUGACAUUUUUCAACAUCACCACCGACAAUACCCUGUAGCGCGCUACUGUGUCGAGCACGCCAUACCACUGUUACCAGUUGACCACCCAACAUCGCUGGCACGGAGUGGGACGUUGCGGCAUAUUCUUUGCCCUUGGAAUGCAGGUGAGCAGAGCACUGGUGCGGCGAAGGAUAAGAAGGGAGAGGCGGAAGGUGAAUACAUCUUGGGCCAGCCAUUGGAGGCAUUUGACGUCGCUGUCGUGGUGUCUUUUCGUUAUUUUCUUCCAAAGAAGUUAUUGGAGCGGCUGCCGCGCACUGUUAAUCUCCAUCCAUCGCUGCUUCCUCGUUAUAGGGGAGCGAGCCCUAUUUUUGCCCCGCUGCUUCGUGGUGAUGAUGCGGGUGGGACGAGUCUCAUCAAACUAUCGCUAGAUCGGCCACUGAUGGAUUCAGGAGACAUUCUAUGGCAGCAGUCUGUGCCGAUUCCACAUGACAUGACGAUCCGUGAGUAUCUUCCUCUUGUAACAAAGCUGGGAGCUACAGGACUGUGUGAAUGUCUUUUUGGCGAACCCUCUGCAUCGGUGCCAGCUCCGGACUUGCACAGGGUGGGGAGCGCGGCUGAUGCGGUCACUGAGGCUUCGGUAACUCGGGCUUGUGACUGGCCCCGAACCUUUGAUGCCCGCUGGGCUUCCGCGUGGCCACAGAAUUAUGAUGUACACUUUACGCGGGACCCAUACCACGCCCCGGUCCUCACGAAGGACAGGGUCAUUAUUCGUUGGCACGCCAUGACAGCAGAGGAGGCGUACGGGACAUGGCGGGCCUUUGUGGGUGGUGAAUACCACACCCCAACUGUUAACGCCACACUCGACAAGGGCGCAACACCUGUGCGGGAGCAGUUGCUGGAGAGGUUGCGGACUCGAGCGGCACGAGAGAUGAAAAAGAAAAGUCGUAUUCAUCAGCAAUGUGAUGAUGGGGUAGCAACGAUCAGAGGCACAGACGAACGGGAGAGUGAUUUGGGGAGUCUUUUGGAAAGGGUCGGUGCGACGAAAGAAAAGUUUGUGGGGACGGAGAAGCCGGAGGUGAUGACGUCGACGGCGGAAGUUUUCCACCACCACCACCCUUUCCAACAACAUCUUCUUGUCGGUUGCACUUUUACAGAUGCUUUGCAUCCGAGAGACAUCCCCACUGCCGUUGUACAAGAGCUGCAACAGCUGGAAGAGGGAAGGGUUGCUGUGAGAGUACAGGCCGGGUCCCAAGAACAUCAACAGCAGCAGCAACAUUGCGUGGAUGUUCGUAUUGAACCUGGCAGUGCAUAUUUCCCGAGGAAAGUGGAGGAUAUGUGUGCGGUGAAAUGUCGUGAGGGAUGGUUUGUAUGGAGGGCCGCGGCAUUGAAGGGGUCUACCGCACAGUCGGCGGGUUUACUUCGUAAAGGCAUGGCAAUGAAAACUGGCGUGCUGUAUACUGCCAUAUUCGUGGAAAGUGCCACCGGAGAGAAGGAGCGUCCUGCUGUGCGGGGAUAA
Messenger RNA from Trypanosoma cruzi, 1938 nucleotides. Its product is annotated as methionyl-tRNA formyltransferase, putative. The transcript has a single exon. Gene Ontology annotation, biological process: biosynthetic process; conversion of methionyl-tRNA to N-formyl-methionyl-tRNA. Lineage: Eukaryota; Euglenozoa; Kinetoplastea; Trypanosomatida; Trypanosomatidae. The coding region runs from base 1 to 1938 and encodes 645 amino acids. The record is from RefSeq and is a predicted model, not a curated record. Gene Ontology annotation, molecular function: methionyl-tRNA formyltransferase activity.